Messenger RNA from Chrysemys picta bellii (western painted turtle), 4017 nucleotides. It is a transcript of the gene KPNA1, whose product is annotated as karyopherin subunit alpha 1. The record is from RefSeq and is a predicted model, not a curated record. Lineage: Eukaryota; Metazoa; Chordata; Testudines; Emydidae. Gene Ontology annotation, biological process: NLS-bearing protein import into nucleus; postsynapse to nucleus signaling pathway. Gene Ontology annotation, molecular function: nuclear import signal receptor activity; protein binding. Gene Ontology annotation, cellular component: nucleus; cytoplasm; nucleoplasm.
AGCGGCGCGCUGCAUUCUGGGAAGCUAGUCCUCUCGGCCCGGACAUUCCGUGCGGCCGCCUCAUGCGGCUCUCGCCGGGUGGGGUUGGUUGGUACAUCUGCUCCGCACCGGGCGGCCUGGGGACUCCCCACCUGGAAGGACUCUAUCUCCCAGGGGGCCGUGCGGCGGGGCCGGAAACUACGCGUAGGAAGGAGAGGACAGCCGCGCCCAAGCGCAGUGAACGCUGCUGCGGCGGCCAGCUCGGGGCAGGCGGGAGGGAGGGGCGCCGCGCGCGCGCGCGCGCGCCUCGGGCCCGAGAGGAGAGACCGCGGGCUGGUCCGGGUAGAAGUAUUCUAGAAAUCAUGACAACCUCAGGAAAAGAGAACUUCCGAUUGAAGAGCUACAAGAACAAGUCUCUGAAUCCUGAUGAAAUGCGUCGUAGGCGAGAGGAAGAGGGCCUUCAGCUACGGAAGCAGAAAAGGGAGGAACAGUUAUUUAAGCGCAGAAAUGUUGCUACAGCUGAGGAAGAAGCAGAGGAGGAAGUGAUGUCAGAUGGAGGCUUUCAUGAAGCUCAACUGAACAAUAUGGAGAUGACUUCUAGUGCCGUCAUCACCUCUGAUAUGAUUGAGAUGAUUUUCUCCAAUAGCCCAGAGCAGCAGCUCUCAGCCACUCAGAAAUUCCGGAAGCUACUUUCAAAAGAGCCUAAUCCACCAAUAGAUGAAGUGAUCAGCACACCAGGAGUGGUGGCCAGGUUUGUGGAGUUCCUCAAACGAAAAGAAAAUUGUACAUUACAGUUUGAAGCUGCUUGGGUGCUGACAAACAUUGCCUCUGGAAAUUCCCAUCAGACUCGGAUUGUGAUUCAAGCAGGAGCUGUCCCUAUCUUCAUAGAGCUUCUCAGCUCAGAGUUUGAAGAUGUACAGGAGCAGGCAGUAUGGGCACUUGGCAAUAUUGCUGGAGACAGUACCAUGUGCAGAGACUAUGUGUUGGACUGCAAAAUCUUACCCACUCUAUUGCAAUUACUUUCAAAACAGAACCGUCUCACCAUGACCCGAAAUGCUGUGUGGGCUCUAUCGAACCUCUGCAGAGGGAAGAAUCCUCCUCCAGAGUUUGCCAAGGUUGCACCCUGUCUGAGUGUGCUGUCCUGGCUGCUCUUUGUCAAUGACACAGAUGUGCUAGCUGAUGCCUGCUGGGCCCUGUCAUAUUUGUCUGAUGGACCUAAUGAUAAAAUCCAAGCUGUGAUUGAUGCAGGAGUGUGCAGAAGACUUGUCGAGCUGCUGAUGCACAGUGACUACAAAGUGGUAUCUCCUGCCUUACGAGCAGUCGGGAACAUUGUGACAGGGGAUGAUAUCCAGACCCAGGUAAUUCUGAAUUGCUCAGCUCUGCAAAGUUUAUUGCACUUGCUGAGCAGCCCUAAGGAGUCUAUCAAAAAGGAGGCAUGUUGGACAAUAUCCAACAUUACAGCUGGAAACAGAGCACAGAUCCAGACCGUCAUAGAUGCCCACAUUUUCCCAGCCCUCAUAAAUAUUUUGCAAACAGCUGAAUUUCGGACAAGGAAAGAAGCUGCUUGGGCAAUAACAAAUGCAACAUCUGGAGGCUCUGCUGAACAGAUCAAAUACUUAGUAGAACUGGGAUGUAUCAAACCGCUCUGUGACCUCCUUACAGUAAUGGACUCAAAGAUUGUGCAGGUGGCACUGAAUGGGCUGGAGAACAUCCUGAGGCUUGGAGAGCAGGAAGCCAAGCGUAGUGGCACUGGCAUUAAUCCCUACUGUGCUCUUAUUGAAGAAGCAUAUGGCCUGGAUAAGAUUGAAUUCUUGCAGAGCCAUGAGAACCAGGAUAUCUAUCAGAAGGCCUUUGAUCUGAUUGAGCACUACUUUGGGUCAGAGGACGAGGACAGCAGUAUUGCCCCACAAGUGGAUCUCAGCCAGCAGCAGUACAUCUUCCAGCAGUGUGAGGCUCCCAUGGAGGGCUUCCAGCUCUGAGGUGCCCCAUGCCAUCUGUUCCUCCACCCAGACAGUCCUCAUGUAAAGCCUUGAGUCACCCUUGGAGUGAUUCCGUAACCCCUUACUGUCCCCAUCUACCUGAGUUCCCUUCCCAUAUUCUUCCUUGGGUGCCUCCUUGGAUACCUUUCUGAGCUGCAUUCAGUCCUGACAUAAAAUGUGUCAGAUUAAUUAUUUUGCUUUAUGUGCCAGCCUGGGCAUUGGCAUAUGGAACACUUCACAGAUAUUGGAGUAAACUCUGUCCCCUGCAACUACUGCCUCCAGUGGACAUGCUUUCUAGUUACUAGACACAUUGAACACAACUGAACCUGUCCCGUUACAAAACUGAGCUCCCUAUCUGGACUCCACAGGCCACUUCGGAGAUCUGGACUUUUUCUCAUUCUCUCCUUUCAACCCAAAAAGGACUUGUGAGUAGGUCAGUCUUAUCACCUCCCUAAAAGCAACUUUUGUAACUGGCUUCUAAAAUGGAGAAACUACCAUACUGCCCCAUCCCUAACACAAUGUGGCCUCUUUGUUAAAGUUGAACCCUUCCUAACUUCAUGCUUCUGAUUCUGGUCCUCACUAGCUUAGUCACAGAUGAUAUAUCUCUACCCACUCAUCCACCCUUUACAUUUUUCUAUGCAGCUUAACUUGAACUGGUUUCUGUUCUGUAAAUUACCUUUUGAUGUAAAAUCUUAGCGUGCUAAACUGUCAGCGCAAGGAGGACUCUGUAGUGAUAGCUCUCCUGACUACUUUCAGUCUCAUGAAGUAGAGCUUCCUGUUUAAUGUCCCUACCAGCCCACCCCAUAAAAUAGAAACCUCCUGGUCAAGGUCUGUUUAACAAAUAUACUGUGAUACUACAUCCCAUUUUUCCAUUUUCCCCUCACUACUCUCAUGGCCUCAGAUGAAUUAGCAUGGAAUAAAUGGUUCCUGUAGGCUGCACUUGUAAGGCAUUGCUGAGUGUGUGACUGCUGUAAUUUACAGCUAUAGUCAGCCCCUCUGCUAGCAGCAUGUUUUUGACUCUGCAGCCUGCUUGGAUCACAAGCAUCUAAUGCAAAGGUGGCAGUUCAAUUUCUGAAUGUAAUGGAUUCAUUGGGCUACAUUCUCUCAAACCAUUUGGGACCUUUGGAAUACACCUUUUCCCCAGAGUAAAUGUUUCAAAAGUUGCCCCUACAGCAAGUGUCAUGCGUCUGUGGUAAAUCCUAUUGGCAGAACUGUCUACAAGAUCCUUCUUACGGCUUCAUUCAAUGACGAGCCCCUGCAAGAGCUUCAACCACUCACAGGAUACAGGUUUAAAAAAAGCAUUUAUCAAACUGCUGAAAGGCCUAAGCAUUAACUCUGUGUGACCCCUUCUUUAAACAUAGUCUUCAUUAGAACCUGUGCUUUAGGAUGGAAACUGAUGUGUGGACAUUGAAGAAAGCCACCUGUUGCCUCCCUUUCUAAUCCAAUCAGCCUCCACCUUCCCUGUUACUUUCUCUAGUGCUGCUUUGUGCUCAAGGAACAUUUUGUUUACUGCACUUGACCUGUAAAUUGACUUAAAUUCUUUGUAAUUUUAAAGGUUAAAUGAGGUGAUUAAUUUAAAAACAAAACAAAACCCCUCUGUGUUGCCUUUACAUCAUAUGAUAAAUAACUGUUUCUCUUUCUUGAAGGGUAACUUGAACUGAACUCUUUCUAGAAGCACUGAUUAGUAGCAAAAUCUUGUUUUGUCAUUUGGAUUUUUUGUGCUAGAUUUUAAAUGUAAAUUACCAAUAACAUGUCAUUUCUAUAGAAUUUGUUUAAAAUCAUGUACUUUUUUUGGAUGGUAUGAAAAUGCUACAUAUUUUGUAAACAAAUCUAGGCAAAGUGUGUGUGUGUGUGUAUAUAUAUAUAUUGUGUAUAUAUAGAUGUAUUAUUCUGUAUGUAUACACACAUGCACAUACACACAUACUGUGUGUGUUUUCUCCCCCAGGCUAGUGAAAACAAUAUGGUGCAUUGUUGUAUAUCCUUGCCCUUCCCCCCGCCACCCUAAGGAAAUAAUGACAGUUGCCUCUAAAUAAGUGAAUUAAAACAAAGUCCAUUUAAA